This is a messenger RNA of Stegodyphus dumicola, 1872 nucleotides long. Its product is annotated as potassium voltage-gated channel subfamily KQT member 1-like. Gene Ontology annotation, biological process: potassium ion transmembrane transport. The record is from RefSeq and is a predicted model, not a curated record. Gene Ontology annotation, molecular function: voltage-gated potassium channel activity. Gene Ontology annotation, cellular component: voltage-gated potassium channel complex; membrane. Lineage: Eukaryota; Metazoa; Arthropoda; Arachnida; Araneae; Eresidae.
UUGGGAUCCGGUUUCGCUCUCAAAGUCCAACAGCAGCAGCGCCAGAAGCACAUGAUCAGGCGACGAGUUCCAGCGGCGAAUCUUAUCCAAUGCUUAUGGAGGUGCUACGCCGCAGAUGAGAAUUCCAUGUCCGUCGCAACCUGGAAGAUCCACCAGUUGCCCUUACCUAGUCCUCCUGCCUUCCAUUCCGGUUCGUUCACGAGCAUUAAGCUCAAAGACAGGCUCGAUCUUCCACAAGGCACCUCAAGCCUGUUUAAGCACAACACAUCGUUUGUCAGUCGUCUGUCCACCAUACGGAGGCAUACUAAGUCUCAAUGUACUCCUUCGCAUGGCCAUCCACCCCUCAGUAGGGGGCGUUACGACUCCACCGCCUCCACGGACUUCAUGGGAGCAUCGAAAGCGACAGCUGGUGGUACGAGUAGCAAUUACGUGGAAGAUGGCGCCGGAAAGGAUGUCUCAGACACUUCGAAGAGGAAUUCUGAUGAAUGCAUUGUGGACUGCAGUGAUGCCCCGACCACGCCCAAAGGCCUGUGCAACAUGCUGCAGAAAGAAUUCAGCUGCCCGCCGUAUGUGGCGCUGUCGCCAGCCUUUCUGUCCUCCGAACAAACAUCUCCAGGUUGGCGGCUCAAGACGUGGAAGCUUCUGCGUUAAUCUGUUCAGCAGGGUCCGAAAGGACAGCCCUUCCUCCUGCGAUGAAGAUACGGAGGAACCAAGACUUGCUGUGCUAACCAAACAGCAUAAGAAUGCCAUUCGUGCUUUGAGAAAAAUAAAAUAUUUCGUUGCCAGACGCAAGUUCAAAGAAGCCCUAAAGCCUUAUGAUGUCAAAGAUGUGAUAGAACAGUACUCGGCAGGCCAUGUUGACCUUCUAAGUCGAGUCAAAAAUUUACAGAACAGGUUAGAUACUAUUUUAGGUAAAGCCGGGUCCAAAUCCAUAGAUGUGUACGAGUCGAAAAUUAGCUUAGCUUCGAGAAUAGUGAAAGUAGAAAGAACUGUAGAAGAUAUCGAAAGCAAAGUGGACCAACUUAUGGAGAUGUACGUGGAGGAUCGUCACCGAAUGUCGAAUAUCAUCGCCUCUUUCGCUUCAUCAUCGUCACCACCUCCGCCAACUGCACCUUCUUCCGCACCUCCUGUUGCGGGGCCGUCAACGUCCUCCUCUUCCCAACUUUUGGACUCUCCUCAUGGUCCCACCAAGCACCCCCACCAUCACCACCAUCUCCAAAAGAGCCCGAAAUCCAUCCUUAUGGAUAAUAAGCAAUUUAGUGAGCCAACAACACCGGUGGCUAAGAACUUUGAACGCACCAUUCAUAGAGGGAAUUCGGACUUGAGCCAGAGGUGUCACAAAAAGAAGAGAGUCACAGUCCGGCACUCUCUGGAAGGGGGAUCGCCUUCUCUUUUGACGGCACCUCGCAUCGAGAUCGAAACAGAUAGGAAAGUUAAGAACAGUGCUAUGUCCUAUUCUGCCGAUUCGGUGGAUCCUGCAUCUUCUGAGACGGCCAGCACCUUGGGAACAGAACUAGAUAGUCUGGAGGCCAGCGAACAAGAUCUUUGUCUAGAUGCAGAGCCUAAGGUGCGGCAUGAUUCGGACACAGAGGUGAGCACGGUCACGGUGGUGCUGAAAGAGACGCCUUCUUUGAUGAGGCCGUCGUUACAGAACUUGAGAACCUAAUGUCCAGCGCAUCGUUUUCAAUCCCUUCCAUGGAACACACACGCGCGCAUCUUUUGCACACACACGUCAACAAACUUAAGACUCGCAUUUCUCUUCGUUCCAUUUUUUCCUGGAUAACUUUCCAAUGUUAUAUAUUGGUAUUAUAUAUUAUAAUAUAACAGGUGCAAUUUCAUGUGAUAGUUUUGAAAUAUAUUUCAUCUGCUCCA